Molecule: messenger RNA, 531 nt
Organism: Linum tenue
Lineage: Eukaryota; Viridiplantae; Streptophyta; Magnoliopsida; Malpighiales; Linaceae
Source: the annotation of a GenBank genome assembly
AUGGCUGACCACCGUCGGCACGAUUACUACGGCCGUGAAGAUCAAGACCAGUACGGCGCCGGCGGCAUGAUGAAGAGCAUGCUGCCGGAGCGCGGACCUUCCACUCAGCAGAUUCUAGCCGUGGUCACGCUCCUGCCGCUCGGCGGGUUCCUGCUGCUGGUAGCGGGCCUCGUGUUGGCGGCGACGCUGAUCGGGCUCGCGGUGGCGACGCCGGUGUUCGUGAUAUGCAGCCCGGUGAUCGUUCCGGCGGCGCUGGCGAUCGGGAUGGCGGUGAUGGGGUUCCUGACGUCCGGUGCGUUCGGGAUCACGGCGCUGUCGUCGCUGUCGUGGAUGGCGAACUACAUUCGCCGGACGAGGGUCGGGGCGGUGGUGCCGGAGCAGAUGGAGCACGCGAAGCGGCGGGCCCAGGAUGUGGCGGGCCAGGUGGGGCAGAAGGCUCGGGAUGUGGGCCAGGCUGUUCAGGGGAAGGCCCAGGAUGCCACCAGGAGUGUCCAGGAAGGUGUUGGGUCCAGGAGCCCUGGGCGUACUUAA